AUGCAGAGGAUGCAGCCCCCAAUUGGUGGAGCGACUCCCUGUUUGGAUACUGGCAUCCGCUCCGCAUACCACCUCGCUGUCGAAACGCAACUAUUCCGAGUAAGCAAGUUUGUCUCAAACGAGUCCCGGUCCGUCCUCUAUGGCAUGAACACGUACAAAUUUACCAUCCAUGGAAGGGCCAUAUGGCCCAAGUCGCUGAGGAGCCCAUACGUUUUUGGAUCUCUUGGCCAUCCUCUCCGACUCGCGCUGCUACGUGACUUGCGUCGCAUCCACAUCAACGUUGUUGCUGACGUUGACAGCCACUGGGCAGUCAGGCGCCAAAGAGCACGCCUAGAAUACCUAGUCGAAAUCCUCAAGGAGCAUGCUGACGACCAAAACAAAGGGACCUUGUUGCAGCAUCUACGAGUCGACUUUCGGCUCGCCCGGGUUCCCGACCCAAGGCUUCUUCCACAUUAUCACUCGACCGAAUACUCGUACGAGCAAUUUCUUCGGCUUCCGAAGAGGGUAGAAAAGUACGUGUUUGGCCUAGAGAGUCUGGCACCGCUUCGUGGUAUCAAAGACGUGCAAGUCAACGGGCUCCCGUAUUGGUACACAAAGUGCAUGCAGCUUUGUAUACAAGGCAAAGGCGGCCAAGUGCAAGAGGCCGUCUGGCCACAGCUUCAAGUGAAGCGCAGCCGGGGUAAGGGUAACGUCCAUCCCUAUGGGUCGAACAUCCCUCCUGUUACAAGUAACAAGAAGGAUUCUCUCCUUGACAAAUGA
This is a messenger RNA of Bipolaris oryzae ATCC 44560, 759 nucleotides long. RefSeq lists its product as uncharacterized. The transcript has 2 exons. The coding region runs from base 1 to 759 and encodes 252 amino acids. The record is from RefSeq and is a predicted model, not a curated record. Lineage: Eukaryota; Fungi; Ascomycota; Dothideomycetes; Pleosporales; Pleosporaceae.